AUGCUGUCUAUGUUUAUGAAAAACAGUUCAUUGCAAUCGGUUGUUUGUGAAAAGUUUAAGCACUAAAUUAUUAGAAUCUUCGCAUAUCCUUGCUAUGUACCAGAAUAGUAAACCAAGUGUAAAGUUUGAAGAACAUUAAAUACCAUUUUUGGAUGGAACAAGAACAACUGUACACGGAUAUGUACUUGAAUCCAAAACCUCAACGAAAGUGUUUCACCCGUAAGAAACGACAAACGACCGACGAGCAACGGCCAACAGUGAAUUCCUACUCAAACGGAACAACACAAACUACCGCAGCCAAACGUGAACGACUAUCCUGAUCGUUUGAACCAAUAUUCUUCGACCACAGCAAUCAAUCGGCUCCAUAAUGGCCAAUUCAACGGACAUGAAAAACACACAAAUUGCAUUGGAAAAUGUCGAAUCGUUUCUGUUACAAUUUGCGUCUCAUUCGCCAAAGCUAUUAGACGAAAUGCGUUCGGCUGGCACAAUCUUGAAGCAGACGAAUAUACGUAGCUUUAAUUCACUAAGCUCGGAUACAUGUGACCUUCCGUCCACUAUUGCUAUUGAGCUUCGACAAGCAGCCGAAGCAGCAGAUAGUAAGCAAUUUUUCAUCUGCUCGCAGAAAAUUAAAAACUCGUCGCGUAUUCUGCAAAUGCUAAUGGAGGAAGCGAAACGUACACGUCGAAAAAUCGAUUCGCUAUCGGCACUCAAUAUAACAACGCUGGAACGCCAAUCGUUGCAGCGGCAUUGUAUACAUCUGGAGCAAGCACUUAGCGUAUUGUAUGCCUUAAAUCUGGACUUGCACGAAGUGCAGCUGACUGCCAACGCACUCUACAUCCACGGACUAAAGGAAGAAACGCUACAGCUGCAGGAAAUGAAUGGAUUGAAGGACGCAAUUGCACGGUUGGUAUCAAUCGUUUCAACGAAGCAUUUUAAGUCAACCUUCAACCCAAUAGUACAGCAAUGAGUCGAAUGUUUUGAGUCGGUUAACAUUACAAAAGGUAUGUUGAAUUUUAUAACAAAAAUUAACGCGUUUUGAAGGAAGAAAAAAUGAAUGCAGUGAAGAUUAAUUUGUAAUAAGCACAGGCAGAAGAGCUUCAAAAUUGUAAAUUAAAUAUAAUUGUACUACAUUGCUUCUCAGCUUAAAGGCUAAGAUGAAAGUGUAAUGAUUCUUUAACUACAUUAAUACAUUUCAAAAAGUA
Anopheles funestus (African malaria mosquito) is the source of this 1202-nucleotide messenger RNA. RefSeq lists its product as uncharacterized. The transcript has 4 exons. The record is from RefSeq and is a predicted model, not a curated record. The coding region runs from base 368 to 967 and encodes 199 amino acids. NCBI's taxonomy places the organism in Eukaryota, Metazoa, Arthropoda, Insecta, Diptera, Culicidae.